AUGAAGUUCAGCACCAAUCCCAAAUGGUGUGAUCCUGAGAACACCAUCAGACCAGUGUCUUGGAGGGAUGUGCACGCUUCUUCCAUUGAUUCUAGGAAACUGAAGCAUAACAGACGGCCGCAAGCUCAGAUGCAUCAAGACAACUGGUGCAUUGGAGGCGGACUGGAAGUGCACAAGAACACGCCAGUCUACAUUGAGGAUAUGGUUCGCUUCAAGGAGACUAUACUCUGGACACGAACCGUACUGCAUUCUGUGGGGCUUUCGACAAUCUCGAUCACGUUGUACACACCAUACACGGGGACAUCACCAAGACCAGUAUUAGGCAUGAACGGCAGAGGAUUCGAAGCAGAUGCGAGUCCUGGAAACAUGGAAGCACCUCAAUUUGACCCUGCGGGGUAAUGAAGGUGCAGGAAGACGUUGAAUCCAGAAUCGGCCGGAGGGUACGGACGGCUGUAGAGGUGUUGGAGGGGAGUGUGAGGUGGUCAUUUUUGUGAUCUCUAAUCUUAAGGCAGAAAAAUUCCGAAUGAACAAGUCCAAGUCAAGAGCUAUGACAUGAUAGCAACAUUACUGCUGGGGACGGAGUGACACCACAAUUGGUGACCGUGUUAAGAGGAUUUUGC
Molecule: messenger RNA, 620 nt
Organism: Blastomyces dermatitidis ER-3
Lineage: Eukaryota; Fungi; Ascomycota; Eurotiomycetes; Onygenales; Ajellomycetaceae
Exons: 2
Coding region: 1-399 (132 amino acids)
Source: RefSeq, a predicted model, not a curated record